GCGGGAAGUUUGCUGCCGCGGGGUGCUCGGGGGGUCCUUACCGGAGCCACCAGAGCCAUCCUGUCCUGGUCGCCACGGAGGAGGAGGAAAAGAAGGGGAAGGCUUCACGGUCUCCAGCAAUCCCGCUACAUUUACCGAAGUCCCCAAAGAUGUGACAGUACGGGAGGGAGACGACAUCGAAAUGCCCUGCGCGUUCCGGGCUAGCGGAGCCACCUCAUAUUCGCUGGAGAUUCAGUGGUGGUACCUCAAGGAGCCGCCCCGGGAGCUGUUUCACGAGCUUGCGCUCAGCGUGCCCGGCUCCCGGAGCAAGGUAACAAAUAAGGAUGCAACUAAAAUCAGUACGGUGCGCGUCCAGGGCAAUGACAUUUCGCACCGACUGCGGCUGUCAGCCGUGCGGCGGCAGGAUGAAGGCGUGUACGAGUGCCGCGUGUCGGACUACAGCGACGACGACACGCAGGAGCACAAGGCCCAGGCUCUCCUGCGCGUGCUCUCGCGGUUCGCGCCGCCCAACAUGCAGGCCGCCGAGGCCGUGUCCCACAUUCAGAGCAGCGGUCCCCGUCGCCACGGCCCCGCCAACGCCAAUAAUGCGAUCUCAGCGGGCCGCGCCACUUCCGAGCCUGACCGCGGCGACAAAAGCCCGCCUCCCGGAAGCCCUUCCGCCAUCCCCGGUCCGCGAGUACUUGAGGCCGCCGCGGCGUCCACGGCCCACGCAGCCACCACCACCGUCACGGCCGCAGCCGCUGCUUCGUCAGCGUCGCCCCCACCCUACCAGGCGGUCCUUCUGCGCCAGAAGCACGGCUCGGGCACUUGCCCCAGCUAUGCCACAGACCCACUCCUGUCCCUGCUCCUGUUAGCUCUGCAUAAGCUCCUGCACCUUCUGGUGGGGCACUGACAGAUGGACGCGGCAUCCUGCACACCUCCACAGGCCACACGGCCAGCCUCAACCCUGGGCGAGGACCAUGUAGCCAGAUGGACAUGGAGAGACUGAGAGAAGCAUGACAAAGUCUUUGUGGAAAAUAAAUAAAUCAUAUUUUUGGGGAAGUUACACAAAUGUAGAAUACCUAAAAUAAUGCAUCUAGUUUCCAAAUAAGAUGAAGUUUGGACCAUGCAGUAUGUAUGGGAUCAAUAAUUUCUCUACUUCAAUGUAUUUUUCUUUGCUAAAGUUUUCCUCUGAGUCAUUUUGCACGAACUGGUGAGCAAUUAGCUUUAGGAUAGCAUAUACAAAUGUUGGGUCAAAGCCUUUCUGACAAAGCAAAAUAUUUUUAGUAGAUUAUUGUGGAAUUUUUUAAUUUACUUUUUUCUUUAGGGGCAUUCCUUUUUUUAAAUUGAAGUAAAUUAUUUCUUUUGA
Messenger RNA from Manis javanica (Malayan pangolin), 1348 nucleotides. Lineage: Eukaryota; Metazoa; Chordata; Mammalia; Pholidota; Manidae. The record is from RefSeq and is a predicted model, not a curated record.